Gloeophyllum trabeum ATCC 11539 is the source of this 1233-nucleotide messenger RNA. Its product is annotated as tetrapyrrole biosynthesis, uroporphyrinogen III synthase. Gene Ontology annotation, biological process: uroporphyrinogen III biosynthetic process. The record is from RefSeq and is a predicted model, not a curated record. Gene Ontology annotation, molecular function: uroporphyrinogen-III synthase activity. The coding region runs from base 1 to 888 and encodes 295 amino acids. The transcript has 3 exons. NCBI's taxonomy places the organism in Eukaryota, Fungi, Basidiomycota, Agaricomycetes, Gloeophyllales, Gloeophyllaceae.
AUGUCAGUCCCCGUCGUCCUCCUCCGCUCGCCGUCCACCGACGGCCCCGACCCCUACGAAACCGCGCUGCACUCGAAGGGGUACGCCGCCCUCUCCGUCCCCGUCCUCGAAACCACCCACGUCCACCUGUCCGAGCUCAAACGCAUCGUGCGCGGAGGCCCCGCCCGGCACGCCCUGAGCGGCGUGAUCAUCACCAGCGCGCGCUCCUGCGCGGCCUGGCGAACCGUCGUCGAAGAGCUGGUGCACGACUCAGACUGUUCGGAACUCCCAGCGGCAGCUUCUGAGUCCUGGGCGGCCACGCCCUUCUACGUCGUCGGGCACCGCACCGCGUCGUCACUCCUCGAUAUCUCGAAAGCCUACGGCGGGCUCUACGCGCCCCGCGAUGUACGGGGCGCCGAGGAAUCCGGUACCGCGGAGGCUCUCGCGCGGUUUAUACUGCGAGACCUGCCCCCCGAUGGUGCAUCUAGGAAAUUGCUCUACCUAACUGGGGACAAGAAUCGUGAUACGCUGCCCAACAUCCUGAGAGGGGGCGGCGUGGAGCUGCACACUCUGCAGGUAUACGGCACGCAGGGAUCUACCACGUUCGAGCGUGAUUUGCUCAGCGCUAUCGAGCCUUUCCCAGUUGAUUCCCGAUGGUGGAUCGUCUAUUUCGCACCAUCCGCUGCAGAGUUCGCCACCCCCACACUCAGGAAAUACUUCCACCUCCCACAGGUUGACGGCCCAACAGCGCCUGCGAACGAGCGGGCUGCCAGGAUAGCUGCUAUCGGGCCGACGACUGCCAACUUCCUCCGCGACGAGCUGAGGAUCCUCGUUCAUGCUGUGCCAGCCAAGCCUAACCCGGACGAGUUGGCUCUUAAGCUCGAGGCGGCUGAUAGUUUGCUCGGGUAGCAGUGCCUACAUCCAACUAUUCAUCGCGAGUAAUACACAUGUCUCUAAAGCAGUCCGAGAUGUAAGAGUACAUACAAUCAUGCAGUCCAAUCGUACCCGUAGAUCAUCCCAAACGCCCAGUAAAUACCCAGAACAAACCCACCCAGCCCGUUCUUCCUCUUCAAACCUCAAUUCCAUCCCCGGGACACAACAACCCAUCUAAACUCUCCAACCCCAAAUACCCCACCCCGACAGGACGGUACACCUCCAGCGUCCCCUCUAAAAACCCGUCCAUAUCAAACUCCCGCCUCACCCCGCCCUGCUCGACCACCUCCAGCGUCCCCAGCCUUGAAAGACUCAUCUCCC